Molecule: messenger RNA, 1317 nt
Organism: Aspergillus aculeatinus CBS 121060
Lineage: Eukaryota; Fungi; Ascomycota; Eurotiomycetes; Eurotiales; Aspergillaceae
Exons: 3
Coding region: 282-1265 (327 amino acids)
Biological process (GO): regulation of transcription by RNA polymerase II
Cellular component (GO): mediator complex
Molecular function (GO): transcription coregulator activity
Source: RefSeq, a predicted model, not a curated record
CACCGUCAAAGUUAUAGCAUCGUCCCAGCUCCAAGUAUUGCUUCAAUAUACCGAAGACUAUAUAAUAAAGUAUAGCAAUCAAACAACAACUUACUGCAAAGUAUAAGUCUCUAUCGACCAGUAACUCGGUCCUAUUCUGGGCUUGCUGUCUUAGUCCGUAUUCACACUCGACUUUCUCUGCUACCUUGCGCACGUUACCAUCAGACCACGCAAAGGUGUGCUGUGCCCAGCUCAUACCGUACCGGUCCCAUAACGGGGACGCCGCCGUCUGCUCAGACAGAAUGCCCAUCACGGGGGUGUACUUCAUCCCUUCCAACCCCAAUGCCUCAACGGCACUGGCCACGGUCACCGAGCGCCUCCACACCGCGUUAGCAGAGGAGCCCACCCUCGUCGGCCGGUGGUUCCUGGAGCACAAGCUCAUGCGAGACACGCCAUCAUGCCUUCCAGCGUCUACGCCUCAGCAGCGCCAAGCGCAACCACGAUACAUGCAGUUCCUCUCCCUCUCCUACCACGCCAACCACGGCUUCAUCUACACCUCUGAACCCACCCCGGCUAACCCUCCGGCCCCGCCGCCGCCUACGCCAGCCGGAGCAUCCUCCGGCAGCCCAGCAUCAUCGUCAUCAUCGGCCGCCGGUCCCAUGGUGAUGACCACCGUCCCGCUCGCAUCCAGCAGCACCCUCUUCCACCACUUCGGCUACGCCUGCCAACCCUUCUGGUGCCACCGCCACACCGUCACCGUCCCCGGCGGCGCCGUCUACGACGUGGGCGACUUCCGCGUGCGCGUGGGCGACGUGCGCCAGACGCAGCCGGCGGCCCGAAUCCGCGGCACGGUCGUGGAGAUCGAAUGGCGCGGCCCGUCCUUGGUCAGCUCGAUAGCCUCGCAGGCGCUACUGGCCAAGAAGAUGGGUUCCGGUCCGUACGCCGCCACCGCGACUGUUGACGAGUGGGCAGACGGCGAUUCCGGGAUCGAUAUGAGCUUCUUCCCGGACGGGGUGGAGGAGGCGGAUGUGGACGCGGAGUACGCGGCGAGUGCGGCGCUGAUACGCGAGUUCUGGGCUCGGCUGGGCAUCGAAGGCGCACGCGAGGCAAUCCUGGUGCCGGAUGUCGGCAGGGAGGUCAAGGAGCAACUGAGGUGGCUUAAGGCGCACGGUAUGCAGAGAGAGUCCGAGGAGAAGCGGGAGCAACAGCCGGACGAAGAUCCCGAUCCGACGGCGGGAGUGGAUUCGGCGAGGCAAUUUAUGGAGAUUUUCCGGUUCAAUCGGUGACACUCUGUAUUCGGUGUAGUCUUUAUCAAUGGAAGAGAAGGCCGAAACGCGG